This is a messenger RNA of Stylophora pistillata, 583 nucleotides long. RefSeq names its product melanopsin-B-like. Gene Ontology annotation, cellular component: membrane. Gene Ontology annotation, biological process: G protein-coupled receptor signaling pathway. The record is from RefSeq and is a predicted model, not a curated record. Gene Ontology annotation, molecular function: G protein-coupled receptor activity. Lineage: Eukaryota; Metazoa; Cnidaria; Anthozoa; Scleractinia; Pocilloporidae.
AUGGCUAUCGCUUCCAUUCUGAAUAUGGGUGCAAUUGCACUAAAUCGAUAUAUACGAGUUGUAAAACCAGCCAUUUAUAGCAAAAUAUUCCCCAGCAGAAGAAUUGCUUGGUUUUAUUGUGUUCUCGUUUGGUUGGUUGCUCUUUUUUUCAGCACAGCUCCAUUGUACGGAUGGGGAAAGUUUGAAUAUCACACGAAAUUCUCUACAUGCGCGUUAAUUUGGAAGAAACACAUUUCGUAUGUGCUAAUAGUUGGUGGGGGGGUUAUGAACGGUUCUACAAUCGCAAUAUUUUACUGCUAUUAUAAAAUCUAUAAAACAGUUAAACAAAGCACGCAUAAUAUAUGCGCACACAAUCAAGGAAAACGUGUCACUGCGUCAAAUGCUCAACCCACUGACAUGAAACUUUUGAAGGCCAGUUUUAUCGUGGUUUGUGUUUUUGAGAUGACCUGGGGUCCAGUUUCCAUGGCCGUUGUCAUUGAGGCUGCUGGAUAUAAUGUUCCGAGGGAAAUCUUUGCAACAGUUCUCUACUUGUUGUUCUCGAGUAGUUAUGCAAAUCCGAUUAUCUAUGGGCUAAUGAAUCCAC